AUGGGCUUCAGGAGGAGGAGGCUGGGCCCCUUGCUGGCAGGCCUGUUGCUCUUUGGCUGGGUGACCCUUGCCCAGCCCACUUCUCUCUCAGCAUUGGCCCGCCACCCUCACUUGUGCCAGACCACUCGGCAUGCUGACGGCCACCACUACCCUGGGUUCUUCUGUCCUCGGCUCUCUGAUACUCCUGAGGAAGCCUAUUGCUGCCAUCUCCAGGCUGCAGGGGGCUCCUGCUGCACGCGGGCCGAAUUUGAGAACCUGUACCAAGUCAACCUGUCAACUCUUCCACCUCCGCCCAUCCUCAGGGGCCCGGGCCCGCUCCUAGCGCUGGGCCUCUACAGCCUGCUGCUUGUGGCCUUGAUGACCGCAGACCUCGUGCACUUCUGCCGCGGUCGAGGCCGGGGUUGGGGCCGGAGCCGCCGCGGGCCUCCCUCUGGGUCCUCGGCUGCGAGCUCUCUGCAGGGAUCGACCGCAACAGACUAG
This is a messenger RNA of Carlito syrichta (Philippine tarsier), 480 nucleotides long. RefSeq lists its product as uncharacterized. The transcript is spliced from 3 exons. The coding region runs from base 1 to 480 and encodes 159 amino acids. Lineage: Eukaryota; Metazoa; Chordata; Mammalia; Primates; Tarsiidae. The record is from RefSeq and is a predicted model, not a curated record.